GUAUGAAGUCCGACGACCUGUCAUUAGCAGUAAGGAGGCUUGAUCACAUAAACGAUUUUUUAAAGUGCACUAUCGCAACCAAUUGAAAUAAUCUGAAUAUUAAGAUUAGCUUGUACUUGGAAUCUGCUUGGGUGCUAUGUAAUUCUGUUUUAUUAAGUAGCUAAAAAUUGAAUUAUGGCUAUCGGUACAACUGGUAUACAGUGGUUGGAUUUGCUUGAAUCUGAGUUUGAUAAGUCAUUCGUCGACUUGGAUAUGCUUAUUGGAGAAAUAGAUGAGGACCAAAUAGAAAUAAUAUAUGCUGCACGUCAAAAAUUAACUGCUUUGAGCACAGCGUUUGCUCAAUUAUCGCAUAAAUCUCAAGUGGUAUUUGAAAAUAGCAUGAAACUAGAGAAAGAACUAAUAAAUACUAGACAAGAAUUAUGUGAAGCUCAAGCUGCCAGAAUGGCUCUUCAGAAAGAGUUGCAGCAUUUGCUACUUCAGCUGCAUUCUGCUCAGUUACAAGUAUCUGCACAAAUGGGACAUGCUGAAGAUUCUGAAGCUAUACAACAAAAAUUAGAAAAUGAAAUGGAGAAUUACAGGUCUAACAUCUACAAAGAUACUCUUACAGAAUCUCAAAUUUAUCAAUUGAAAAGGGAGAAUGAGCUUCUGAGACAGUGCAAUGUGGCCCUUCAAAGUGAAGUGUUUGGCUCCAGGCUUGCUGCAAAAUAUCUGGACAAAGAAUUGGCUGGAAGGAUUCAACAGAUACAAUUGCUAGGGCGAGAUUUGAAAUGUAGCGAUCACAAUCGUUUAUGGGAGCAACUAGAAGCAGAAAUUCAUCUACAUCGUCAUAAAACUGUCAUACGGGCAUGCAGAGCUCAGAAAGGUUUAGAUUCGAAAUUGCUUUAUCCACCUGGUCAUGAUUUUAACAUGUUAAGGAAAAAGCAAGGUGUGGGAGAAAUUCGUGUUGUUGAAUUAGAGAAAAAAGAAAAUGAGGGCUUAGGUAUUUCUAUUACAGGAGGAAGGGAACAUGCUGUGCCAAUAGUUAUAUCAGAAAUUCAUCCACAUUUGCCUGCCUGGAGAAGUGGGAAACUCUUCAUAGGUGAUGCAAUAUUGUCUGUGAAUGGAAUAGAUUUAAGAAAUAUGCGUCACAUGGAGGCAGCUCAAGUUCUUUCCAAUCAACAAGGACAAAUUAAGUUGGAAGUUGUGUUUGUGUCUCCAGAUGAGGAAUGGAAUGAUGAAACAGAAAAUGGUGAUUUUCAGUUUAACUAUCCUUUUUAUAAUUAUCACACAACUUGCCAGCUGUCCAAGUUCCUCAAUAAAAAUAUGACUGAUAAAGGGACUGAUCCUAUAGAGUCAUUUGAAUCCAAUAGUACAAAUGAUAUUUCAUCUCUAAAUAACAAUCCAUCGGAACCGGAACUUGCUGAUGCUAUUACUGAUGAAAAAGUCAAAGAAAGUAUGUCUGAAAAUGCAGAAAAGUCAGAAGAAGAAUCUCAAUCAAGCCACAGUUCCCCUAGCUUAGGUAGAAAUUCAGAUAAGGAAAAUGAAAUAGAAACUGUAAUUGUAGACAGGCAUGCCUUAAAUAGUGUAUGGCGUUCUUUGAUGUUUGAGAAGGGAAAGAGCGAGGGAUACAAGUGACGAUUGAAUUAAUAUAGGAAAAUUUCUAUAGGCCUGCUACAAAAGUAUCAUAUAUUUAUAUUUUUAAUUCCUUUCUGAAAAUAUUGCAUUUGUUGCUUCAUGUGGACAUUUUCUAGUGAUAUUUAUGAUGCCAGUCUUCUGAAUUACAACUUCCAAAAAUAUAAUGGUUCCCUGAGUUUAGAAGAAUUUUUAUUACACAUGUUGUUGUUUCCACUGUUAAUUAAUGCACUAAUAUAAAAUUCCUAAGUUAUUAUGGAAUUUUUUUAAUGAUCAAAUAUUUUUUAAUUAAAAAUUAAUCAAAAGUUUUAAAUUUGAAAAUUUUAAUUAAGAAAGUAGUAUGUUCUUUUCACUAAUUUUGUAAUUCAAUGAAAUGAUACAGUUAAAAAAUUUUGUGAUGUUUGUUUAGAAAGUAAAUAUGACAGUGUUCUAUAAAAAUAUUCCAUUUAAAAAUGCUUAUGAACAUAUUUAUUCAUUCUUUUAAGUUAACAGAAUUAGAAAUAGUCAAAACAUUAUUUCAAUAAAUAUUUCUAACAGCAAAAAAGAAAGUAAUACUUUUUUCUUUUCUUUACUAGUUGCUUUAUGUUUACGUUACCUACAAACUGUAUAUAAAAAUUCCUUAUUGAUGAAAGUGAUCCAUUUGCAUCUUUAUGAAAUAGUGAAUAAUUUUUUUAGAGUAACUAUCUAGCUAUUCUAAUCACUCUUUUAGCUUUGUUGUGGAAAAAUGUAAAUAUUUGUUUCUCUAAAAAUUUUAUUUGUAGAAGUGGGCUGUUAUUAAGGCAUCAAAAUGCAGUGAAAUCAUUGGUAUAGUUUGUUUUGUCCAAAGAAAUGUUGUUUACUGUUAAUGCAGUUAUUUUGAGCAGUAUAACUCAAUGAAAAUUACUUUUUAUUGCAUUUGAACAGGGUUUCUUAAACUACAUAUCCUAAUAUCUGACAGAAAGUGAGAAUGGAAUUUCGGAUCUUAAAAACUUUUGGCAGUAAAAUUCAUUUAAAGAUUAAACAUAACCUAUGAAGAAUAGAAAUUGUCCUUUGUUGUGAAUCGUCAAACAAUCAGCAAAAUUGAACUAUUCACUCAGGAUCAUUUUUUUUAAUUCAUGAAAUGAUAGUAGUAGAUAAAAAUAUGAGCACUUGAAAUAUUUUAAAGAUAUCAAAACUUUUUUGUUUCUUAAAAUAGAUUUGCAUUGAAAGUAUUUAAAUAGUAAUAAAUGGGAAAACUUACAGAAAUCCUAUGUUUAAGUACAGUGUAUUUAAAAUUGUAAUGAUCAUUGAUUUUCAUUUAAUUUAAAAUAAUGAGUCAGAAACUUGCAUUUUUGAGUUAUUAUAUAAUGGCAUACUUUUCAGAAAUUCUAUAAUGUGAAAAAUUCAAAUUUUUUUAUUUGAUGGUUGUUAUGCUGGAUUGAGUUAUAAUUAUAAACAUCAUGUAUUGAGCAGAAAUUAUUUAAAAUUUUUAUAUCCACUGUAUUAUGAAAACUACAUUUAUAUAUUCAUAAAUAUGUGCAAUUAUAUUUUACUUUGAUUUUUUUUAUAUGUGCUUAUGUAUCAUACCAAUUUAUUUUUGGAAUCCAUUGUGCAUCUUGCAGAAAAGGGUGAAGAAUAUCACAGUAUAGCAAUAUGCGACAAUUGUGAUUUCAUGUGAAUCGUAUGCAGUGCUGGAUUGAUAAAAACUGCGUUAUGCAAGUUUUUUUAUUUUAAAAUUGUUUUCUAAAGGUGCUGAAAAAUCGAUCAAAUAUUCGGUAAUGAAAUUAAAAUACUUUCAGGUAGACCAUUAUUGUAAUGUUUGUUUCAUUAUUUUUAUAAAUAAAUAAAUACAUUUGUAAUG
Molecule: messenger RNA, 3430 nt
Organism: Argiope bruennichi
Lineage: Eukaryota; Metazoa; Arthropoda; Arachnida; Araneae; Araneidae
Product: Golgi-associated PDZ and coiled-coil motif-containing protein-like
Exons: 10
Coding region: 175-1614 (479 amino acids)
Biological process (GO): negative regulation of protein localization to cell surface
Cellular component (GO): membrane; Golgi apparatus; trans-Golgi network transport vesicle
Molecular function (GO): transmembrane transporter binding
Source: RefSeq, a predicted model, not a curated record